UCAUUAGUAAAUAAGAGUAUUUUUCAAAUAGUUAUUAGGACUAGCCCAAUAAAAAAUGGGAGAAAGUCAAGAGGAGCCGAUCAUUUGUAUUCCAGGGCAAAGAUUGUGUGCUGCAGAUAAAACGAAUAUCGCAGGACAAGGUACUUACGAGCAGCUCGGUUAUGUCUACUCGAAAUUUGCAGGAACAGUCAAAGUGGUCAAAGAAAAAGAUACAUGUACAGUCGAAGUUCAUGGAAUGACAGAUCAGAGCAUUGUCCCUGCCCCAGGUGAUAUAGUCACCGCAAUGGUCACACUUGUUAAUCAGAGAUUAUGCAAAUGUAUAAUAAAGUGCAUUGGUGAUAUUGUAUUGAGUAGACCCUAUCGAGGGAUUGUUCGGAGGGAGGAUGUGAGAGCCACGGAAAAAGACAGGAUUGAAAUGUACAAGUCUUUCAGGCCUGGUGAUAUUAUUCUUGCAAGAGUGUUACCAAUGACAGAAGCACAUACGUAUCAACUCAGUACAGCUGAAAAUGAAUUGGGAGUUGUGAUAGCUCACAGUGAAGAAGGAGUAUCUAUGGUGCCAGUUAGUUGGACAGAAAUGCAGUGUCCAAAAACAUUGAUCAAAGAGCUAAGGAAAGUUGCUAAGGUUGUGCCUGAAGAAGUAAUUUUACAAAAUGAAUGAUCAUGAAAGUUAAGGAGAUAUUGACAGACGUGUAAAGUUUUUUUAAUACUUAUUAAAACAUUGUUUCCAGCUAUGGAAAAUUCUUCUCGGUACUUAAUAUUUUAAAGUUUAUCAUUUGUUGCUGUUGGUAUCAGGAAAAUCUAAAAUAUAACAUUUAUAACGUGUAUUGUUUUGUACCAAGAACAUUGUUGACAUGACGUAUAUGUACAUUA
Messenger RNA from Copidosoma floridanum, 870 nucleotides. It is a transcript of the gene Csl4, whose product is annotated as exosome component 1 Csl4. Lineage: Eukaryota; Metazoa; Arthropoda; Insecta; Hymenoptera; Encyrtidae. Gene Ontology annotation, biological process: RNA processing. Gene Ontology annotation, molecular function: RNA binding. The record is from RefSeq and is a predicted model, not a curated record. Gene Ontology annotation, cellular component: cytoplasm; nuclear exosome (RNase complex).